This is a messenger RNA of Dictyostelium purpureum, 735 nucleotides long. RefSeq lists its product as uncharacterized. The transcript has 2 exons. Lineage: Eukaryota; Evosea; Eumycetozoa; Dictyosteliales; Dictyosteliaceae. The annotation marks the transcript as partial. The record is from RefSeq and is a predicted model, not a curated record. Gene Ontology annotation, molecular function: transferase activity.
UUAUCUUUGUAUUUUAAAGAAAAAGAGUUUAGAAAGACAAUGGAUUUUUUGGAUGAAAAAAUGAAAAAUAAAUAUUUUGGUUUCUCAAUGUUAGAAAAAGCUUUAAAAAAAAAUGAUAGUAAUUAUAUUGAAACUGAUCAAUUUUUUACUCACACAAUGUUAUUUAUGUUUCAAGUAUCACUCUUUUCUCUUUAUAAAAAAAAAGGAAUAGUACCGUCUAUGGUAAUGGGAAUAAGUUGCGGUGAAAUUUCUUCAUUGUAUAUAAGUGGGGUUUUAGAUUUAGAUACAGCUUGUGAUAUAGUUUUUUUAAGAGCAAAACUUUUAAAUGAUACUUUAGAUAAAGAAGGAAAAAUGAUUGGUAUUUUUUGCAAUAAAAAUAUUUAUGAUAAUAAGUAUUCAAAUCUUUAUAACACAUUAGAGCAGUCUCUAUAUAUUUCACCUAAUGCUUUUGUUUUAUCAGGUAAAAAUGAUGAAAUUAUAGAUCUAGAAAAUAGACUAAAACAGGAUGGGAUAAAAUAUUCAUCAAUGAGUUUGGGUACUAGAUUCCAUUGCAGUGUUCAAGAUGCAACUAAAAAUGAUGUUCUAUCAUUAGAUAUAAAAUCAAAUUUACCCACAAUUCCAGUUUUAUCUUGUGCAAAUUUAAAAUAUUUUAAUGAAAAUUAUAAAUAUGACCAAAAUCAUUUGUACGAAAAUAUAAGAAAUCCUUGCCAUAUACAACAAAGUUAUGAAAAAAUA